Messenger RNA from Toxotes jaculatrix (banded archerfish), 3224 nucleotides. RefSeq names its product antigen WC1.1-like. Bases 1 to 2451 code for a protein of 816 amino acids. Gene Ontology annotation, cellular component: membrane. The record is from RefSeq and is a predicted model, not a curated record. The transcript is spliced from 9 exons. Lineage: Eukaryota; Metazoa; Chordata; Actinopteri; Toxotidae.
AUGAAGCACCAGGGCGAGUGGCGAGCUCUCAACAUCAAGCACAAAGAAGCCGCGGUUAAGGUCAAAUAUGCACAAGUGGCGUGCAGGCAGAUGGGCUGUGGCUCUGUGGUUUCCAUAUCAGACAACACCAGCAACACUGACCAGCAACCAGCAUGGGAGGUUAAUUUCCCCUGCCAAGGCUCUGAGUCGACUCUGAAGGAGUGCAGAGGCACUAGGACACGCAGCAGAGUGCAGGGGAAAGAUACAUCUCCCUUCAGUCUGGACGUGAUCUGCUCAGAGUCGGUGAGGUUAGCGGACUCAUCGGAUGUCUGUGCAGGCAACGUGGAGGUGAAGGUCGAUCAGGGUUGGGCCCCAGUGUGUGGGGAUGGUUUUGACUCUGAGGCUGAAAAGGUGGUCUGCAGGGAGUUCGGCUGUGGGCCUCCAGGGUAUAGUACACGGCCACUGGAAAAAGGAGAAGGACCGGUCCUAAGCAAAGAAUUCCAGUGUAAAGGCAACGAGUCUCGCCUUGAAGACUGCGCCAGUUCAGCCCGCAACGACUGCAGAUCAGCUCCUUGGAUUUCAUGCACUGAUCUUCCUGAUGUGAGACUAGUGGGAGGAGAAAGUCACUGUAAAGGUACACUGGAGGGAAAGAGGGAGGGAGAGUGGAGGCCCCUGAGUGAUUUGUGGCAUUUCUGGAGACUAGAACACUCCGCAGAGGUUUGUCAGCAGCUGGGCUGUGGAAGUGCCGUCUCAACAUCAAGGAGUCACCUUCCAAAGAGUCGAAGCGUGUGGCAGCUGUCGACUGACUGUGAUCGCGCUGGUUCAUUCUGUAAAUGGUGGGAAGAGUCCGGUUCGACCACAGUCAUGACUGUGGUUUGUUCAGAGGCUGUGAGACUUGAAGGGCCCAGCAGAUGCUCGGGAAAGCUGGAGGUGAAGUCUGGUCAGUCGUGGGCCUCAGUGUGCGAGUCAUCCUUCAGUAUAGAGGCUGCAGUCGUUGCCUGUCAACAUCUUGGCUGUGGGUUUGUCAAGACAUUCUAUACAAAGACAAAUGACCAAUUUCAAAAUACAGAGCACACCUGGAGUCCGAUCUUUAAAUGUGGAGGGAAAGAGAAGCAUCUUCUUGAUUGUCCCUCCACCAUGCUCAACGUCACAGAAGAGGAACAAAGCCAGUGUGAACGUCCUCCUAAACCUCGUAUGGACAUAUAUACCUUACAGGAGCAUGAUUCUGACAACGUCAGAGAGCUUCUCAAAGGCCAGCGCUUUGCCAUCUCCUGCUCCUAUUUUUCAUCUUACAACAUAUUCUCCAUCCGCCUCAAGUAUGAUGUCUACAGUGAACACCCGACUGUGCAGACACAGACACCUGUUAAUGGGACUGCUGUCUUCCUCUUUCCUCCUGCCGAGGAUUCCCACCAAGGAAGCUAUCAGUGUGAUUACAACUAUGAUUUCAGUCCAGACAUUUUCUCUGAGCUAGGUCAUGUCUAUCUCACAGUAACAGAGCCCAGUAAUGUGAGGUUAGUGGGAGAAGGCCAACGCUGUGCUGGUGGGCUGGAGGUGAGGCAUCGUAAAGAGUGGAGACCAGUAAGCUACCUGCAGUCCUGGAGUAUGAAGGAGGCAGCUGUGGUGUGCAGACAGCUCAACUGCGGCUCGGCUGUGUCGACCGGCAAAGUUGAUAACUGGGCUGGACCUCUGCGUGCGUGGCGCUUUUAUUCUGAUUGUCACGGCUCUGAACGUUCACUGAUGGACUGUGGGACACUGAAGAAGUGGCGUUCUUCUUCUGCUGUUCAAGUGGUCUGCUCAGACGUUCUGCUUCAGCCUAAUAUAACGUUUUACUCUGGAUUAACUGAGGACCAGCAGCAGGAUGUACAGCUCUACAGGGGCUACAGCUUCACUGUCAGCUGCUCUGUGGAGCCACAGUACCCUGGAGGUCACUUCAGCCUCAUCUUCACUGGCUUCAACCAAACCUACAGCCAGACCCAAGCAGCUGUCAAUCACUCUGCCCACUUCCUGUUUACUGCUGCAGACACGACGCACCAAGGGAACUACAGCUGUGUUUAUCACAACUUUAUUUUCAGUCACAACUUCUCCUCUGAGAGCCAGAGCCUCUCUCUCACUCUCUCAGACCAUUUGGACGUGAUGUUGGAUGAUGGAGUGUACAGAGAGGACGAUAACUACACCUGCUGUGCUGGGACACUGUUUGUGUCCAGAGGGGAUGACAUGAGACGGCUGAGUGCAGAGUCCACAGCCUGGGACCUGAAGCAUGCUUCUGUGGUGUGUAGACAGCUGGACUGUGGUUCUGCCAUUUCAACCAAAGAGAUCGUUCUUCCCAACAAGGAACAUCUGUGGCAUUUCUUCUCUGACUGUGAUGGAUCCGAGUCGGCACUUCUGGACUGUGGAGCUACAAAACUGUGGUUUUCCUCUUCUGCUAUUGAGGUGGUCUGCACAGGGCAGCAGGGGGACACAGGCAAGAACUGAGGACAUGAAUCUGGAAUGUUAAAACAUGAAGGGUCCUCAUCCUGGAGAGGCUGACACAGCAAGAUACAAUCUACAUCAUGAUAGUGUUUUACUACUAACAUUAAAUGCAUUGAUCCACUCCAGAUGUUGGCAUGAAAAUGGUGAUGAACAAUAGAUGACCUUUUUGUUUUAAUCCAGAUGACACUGACACUGUGACCCAUUCUAACUUAAUGCUUUAGUGCUUACUCAUUACUCACUGCAUUUCAGGACCUAUUUCUAAUUUCUGACACAUACACAGCCUCUUUGGAGUGUCUAUGUUCUGGACCUUUUGUUGCAGUAGAAGGAAAAAAAGGGUCUUGAGAGUCAGCCCAAGUCCACAGAGCGUGCAACAUUAAUGGCUGCCGUGUUUAGCAGGCUACUGAAUUUAAACCUCGUACCUCAGCUUAACCUCCCUGCUCACUGCCUCCUCUAAUUCUCAUUUAAACUGUCAGUAUUACACAGAUCUGAUACUCAGUCAUGAAUCUGAAUACGCACUGCUUAAAGUGAAGUGACUCAUUGUUCCAAAGACCCAUACUUCUGAUUCAACACUUCAAAAUAAGACACUAAUUUGUAUACAAUAAAAAUAAGACUCGUUGAAUUACAUGAAAACAUUCUUAUAUUCCUUUUUAUGCAACCACCUGAAGAAGGUACAUAAGAUCCAUCCAGCUUCAUUACAUAUUACAAAGUCUAAAGAAUCCAAUGCUCUGAUGUUACGUACCUUAAAGCAGUUAUUUGUGACUUAAUAAAAUGGCUUA